CGGUGAUGAGACGCGGGCGGAGUUUACAACAACCACUGAGAGGAGAAAUAGUGGAAAAGAUAGGCUAAUGUAGGCUACUGUAAAUAUCAAACCAUACUUGGCCGGCCAGUGUUUAGUGGGGACUAGGGAAUGGUUAUAAACGUGCCUGGAAACGAUGCAACUUUAUAAUGUGCAGUAGUAGCUUUCAAAGUUUAGAGGUCAAGUUUACAGAAGAGAAGCUUGGACGUUGUAAACGCAGAAGACCGUCAUGAUGACGAAUGAGAAUCUGCGGCAGAAACAAUGUUUCCACUCUGCAUCCUAGGAUCAUCAAUUACGCGCGUGUGUAUACGUAUUAUUUCAAGAAUGUGUGUAAUGCAAAAAGAUAAACCAGAGACUAGAGUGCGAGUACCCUAACGGAUCUGUCCAAGUGCACUCUAAAAUCAGUCAAAAUGCACGCAGUUACCAGCCUCUCAAUGGUCAGUUUGCUAAGUUUUGGCUACCUAUCCAUGGACUGGAUCAAGCCGAAUCAAGUGGAGGAGCACACUCAAAACGAUGCCUCUAUUACGUUUGAGCCUAAGCAACCACCACACAUUAUAUUCAUACUGACGGAUGACCAAGGCUUCAAUGACAUAGGUUAUCACAACCCGGACAUUCGGACUCCAACUCUGGACAAACUGGCCGCGGAGGGGGUGAAGCUGGAGAAUUACUAUGUUCAACCUAUCUGCACUCCGUCACGCAGUCAGUUGAUCACGGGCAGAUACCAGAUCCACACAGGCCUCCAGCACUCUAUCAUCCGGCCUCGCCAGCCCAACUGCCUCCCACUGGACAUGACCACGCUCCCACAGCGGCUGCAGGAAGCGGGGUACGCUACUCACAUGGUGGGCAAAUGGCACCUUGGCUUCUACAGGAAGGAGUGUCUGCCCACACGCCGAGGCUUCCACAGCUACUUUGGUUCUCUGACGGGCAGUGUGGACUACUACACAUAUGGCUCCUGUGACGGACCAGGCCUGUGUGGCUACGACCUCCACGAGGGUGAAACCGUGGCCUGGGGCCGUGGAGGCAAGUUCUCCACCCACCUCUACACGCAGAGGGUACGCAAGAUCCUAUCCACUCACGAUCCGUCCCGCCAGCCCCUGUUCAUGUUCCUCUCCCUCCAGGCUGUCCACACGCCCCUUCAGUCACCCAAGGCCUACAUCUACCCCUACCGCGGGAUGGGGAACGUAGCCAGAAGGAAGUACGCAGCCAUGGUGUCCAUCGUCGACGAGGCUGUGCGCAAUGUCACCUACGCUCUGCGCAAGUACGGCUACUACCGCAACAGUGUGCUCAUCUUCUCCACUGACAACGGUGCCCAGCCGUUCACUGGGGGGAGUAACUGGCCCCUGCGAGGGCGUAAGGGGACCUACUGGGAGGGAGGGGUCCGUGGAGUGGGCUUCGUACACAGCCCCCUGCUGCGUCACAAGCGGAGGGUUUCCAAGGCCCUCUUGCACAUCACUGACUGGUACCCAACCCUGGUUGGUCUGGCUGGGGGUAACGUGUCACAGACUGAGGGUCUUGACGGCUACAAUGUAUGGCCAACUAUCAGUGAGGGCAGGGAGUCCCCACGCCUGGAGAUCCUCCAUAACAUUGACCCACUCCACCGGCGCUCUGGCCUGGCGUCUGGGUCUGGACAGGAGGCCCAGCAUGUGUGGGACACCUCGGUCCAAGCUGCCAUCCGGGUGGGGGACUGGAAGCUGCUAACAGGGGACCCGGGCCAUGGAGACUGGGUCCCACCACAGGUACUGGCCAACUUCCCAGGCAGCUGGUGGAACCUGGAGCGGAACACUGAGGGAACAGGGAAGUCUGUGUGGCUCUUCAACAUCACAGGAGACCCCUAUGAACGCAGUGACCUGGCGCUGCAGAGGCCUGAUGUGGUCAAGAAGCUGCUAGAACGUCUGGCCUACUACAACUGCACUGCCGUCCCUGUUAGGUUCCCCGCCGACGAUCCCCGGGCCAAUCCAGACCGCAACGGGGGGGCCUGGGUACCCUGGGUCGGGGGGGACGAGGAUGAGCCGAAAUGGAACGGGGUUUAUAAGAAAGGGAGGAAUAAAAAGAAGAAGAAAUGCAAGCUGUGCAAACUGAGAUCCUUUUUCAAGAAACUGAAUACAAGGAUAAUGUCCAAUAGAAUAUGAGGUGGGAAAGUCAAUGACACUCAGUCACAAGUAGCCUAUACAUUUUACACUGCAAGAGUAAUCUGAGCCAGCAAACACGUUGUGUGUGUGUGACAAUGGAAAAUGAUGUUUACUAUACUGCAUCUCUUUGAGUGUGCUGUCAUAUGUGUUUUGGAUGUAGGACUAUUGGGUUCUAUUGUGUUUAUUACAUGUUCUAUGUGAUCCACUUGUAGUGCGGAGCUAAGUGAAUUCAACAUGUUUAUGUUGACCUACUCACUUGGGGUUAUUUCAGCAGUAGUGACAUGAACUGACCUGUUUUUCUUUUCUAUAUUUUUGAAAAUAUCUAAGUAAAGAAACAACUGUUUUAA
This is a messenger RNA of Oncorhynchus tshawytscha (Chinook salmon), 2494 nucleotides long. Its product is annotated as arylsulfatase I. Bases 429 to 2147 code for a protein of 572 amino acids. The transcript has 2 exons. The record is from RefSeq and is a predicted model, not a curated record. NCBI's taxonomy places the organism in Eukaryota, Metazoa, Chordata, Actinopteri, Salmoniformes, Salmonidae.